Phragmites australis (common reed) is the source of this 2554-nucleotide messenger RNA. RefSeq names its product protein OCTOPUS-like. Lineage: Eukaryota; Viridiplantae; Streptophyta; Magnoliopsida; Poales; Poaceae. Bases 372 to 2300 code for a protein of 642 amino acids. The record is from RefSeq and is a predicted model, not a curated record. The transcript has a single exon.
GGAUGGACAGCAUCUAGAGAUUACAGAAUGUGUGUGAGAGAGAUGAGAUAGAGAGAGAGCAAAGCAACACCAAGCCACGAACCCCAAGAACGGCAGAGCUACAAAGCAAAAGGAACUAGAGAGAGGAAGACCCAGGCGGCGACGAGAGAGAGUGAGCAAGAGGCCUCGCCGGGGCCCGUGAUUCGCCUUUAACUUUCACUUUCCUCUCUGUCCUCUCUUUCACCCUUUCACCCUGUCCGAUACGCCUCUAAAACGAGGCCCUCGCACACCGGCAACUCCUCCCGCAGCAGCACGAGUGCAAUGGUGCAACGGUACUAGACGCACAGUGACGUCGGCGGGUGUGGGGGUGGGGGAGUGACGCCCAGGGGGCGAUGACGCUGCAGCUGGACCCGCCGGCGCCGCCUCGACGGUCGGUGUCAACGAGCUGCGACCUGCACCCGGACGAGACGUUCACCGGCUUCUGCGCAGCCUGCCUGCGCGAGCGCCUCGCGGGGCUCGAGGCGUCCGCCGCCGCGGCCUCCGCGCCCAGCCGCAAGUCCACCUCGGCCAUCCGGUCCCUCUUCGCCAGGCCGUUCGGCGCCGGUGGCUCGUCCGCGUCCGCCGCGGCCGAGCAGACGGACCUCCGGCGAUGCAAGUCAUUCUCGUGCGGCCGCGGCGGGGACGCUCUCGCUGCUGCGGUGGCGGCGACUGCCGCCAGGGUGGACGAACCACAGCGGCGUUCGUGCGACGUGCGGGGGCGCAGCACCCUGUGGGCGCUGUUCCACCAGGACGACCGCGACCGCGUCCGCGACGGCACGGCGUUUGGCGCCUUCCCGGCCUCGUCCUCGACAGCCGCUGCUGCGCUCGCCGCCGACGUCCAGCCCCAGCCACCAUGCAUCCCUGAUGAUUUCUUGGAUGAGGACAUCCCGGUGGUCAUGGAGUCCGACGAGAUAAUUCCGGUGGUGGAGCCCGUCGUCGUUGUGAUGGACAAGUCCGGGGAGAUGGAAGCCGAAGCCAAUGCGGCCCUGGAAGGUCAGACCAUCAAAGAUCGCAUUGACCUGGAGUCGUCGCAGCCCAAGAAGGCUUCGCCCAAAGACCUGAAAGAGAUAGCCGGGAGCUUCUGGGUCGCCGCCUCCGUGUUCAGCAAGAAGUGGCAGAAGUGGCGGCGCAAGCAGAAGAUCAAGAAGGAGGCUGCCGUGAGCAAGGCCGCGGCAGCGGCAAUGCCUCCACCAGAGAAGCCCUCCAAGCCAUCAUUCCUCCGGCGCCGUCGCCUCCGAGGGGAGGCCGGCUCGGAGCUCGCCGGUGGCCGUCGCUCGUGCGACACCGACCCGCGUUUCUCCCUGGACGCCGCGCGCAUGUCCGUCGACGACGCCGGCUUCUCGUGGGACGAGCCCCGCGCGUCCUGGGACGGGUACCUGUUUGGUGCGGGCAAUGGCAUUGGCCUUGGACGCGCGCCUCCGCCGCUCUCCCGCCUCCCUCCCAUCCUGUCCGUCCUGGAGGACACCCCGGCCGACAUCAUCGAGCGCUCCGACGGUCAAAUCCCCGUGGAAGACGAUGCUAACCCCGACGAGCCGCCAGGUGGCUCAUUGCAGACAAGAGACUAUUACAUCGACUCCUCCAGCCGGCGGCGCCGGAGCCUUGAGCAUUCAAGCUCCGUGCGCAGGCCGUCCUUCGAGGUCACCGACCCAAGGCCAGCUCCGGCCGCGGUAACCGGGAAGGAGUCCCCCGUUGGCGGCUCAGAAUUCUACCACUUCCACCACGCCGAGGACUUGCUCGACCGCGGCUUCAGCUCCAACUCCCUCAUCGAGGACAUCUCCGCGAGCUUGGAGGCGGCCUUGUCCGGCCCAGCCAAGAAGCCGCGCCGGUGGCGCAAGGCGUGGAGCCUCUGGGGGCUCAUCCACCGGCGAGCCGCGGGCCUCAGGAACAGCGGUCCGUCCGACAUCACCGACCGUUCGUUCUCCGAGCCGUGGCCGAACCUGCGCGUCCGCGGGGCCAGCCCCAAGAUGCAGCGGUGCAACAGCAACCUCAGCGCGCGCAGCUCGUUCAGCAGCAACAGCGGCGGGCUGGGCAGCUCCAGGCGCAGCUACGUGGACGCCAAUGGCAACGUGAAACGGAGGGAUCAGGAGCACGUGCAGCUGGAGCGGAACCGCAGCGCGCGCUACUCGCCCGGGCGCGCCGCGGACAACGGUAUGCUGCGGUUCUACCUCACGCCGAUGCGGAGCGGCAGCGCGAGGCGCGGCGGCGGCUUGCCGAGCAAGGCCGGGCCCGGGCAGCCGCUGGCCUCGCAGUCGUUCGCGCGCAGCGUGCUCCGAAUGUACUAAGCCACACGCACGCUGACGCCGGCGGCAGGUUCCUCUAUUACUCUACAGCUCAAGGAAGAGGGUUCAUAGCCAUAAAUCUUCGUGCAUUGUAAGCUGUUGCUACUUACUACCUUGUUCUUUUUGUUCAUUUGUGGGGUGGAUAACACGCAGCUCAUCUCAUAAUAUCCUAUCGUCUUUCUCAAGUUAUAUCACCCGUGUUCUCGACGUGCCUUGAGUUGCCAGCAAUUGGCAAAGUUCGUGUUUGGAUGUACUAA